Prunus dulcis (almond) is the source of this 2462-nucleotide messenger RNA. RefSeq names its product homeobox-leucine zipper protein ROC8. The record is from RefSeq and is a predicted model, not a curated record. The coding region runs from base 158 to 2272 and encodes 704 amino acids. The transcript has 10 exons. Gene Ontology annotation, biological process: regulation of DNA-templated transcription. NCBI's taxonomy places the organism in Eukaryota, Viridiplantae, Streptophyta, Magnoliopsida, Rosales, Rosaceae. Gene Ontology annotation, molecular function: DNA binding; lipid binding; DNA-binding transcription factor activity, RNA polymerase II-specific.
UAUCUGGAUGUUGGUUGGAUGGCAUGUGUGAAUUAAUUCCUUGUUAAUUUAUACUUUCAUAUAUGAUGUGUGUGUCUAUGAGUUUUGUGUGUGUGUGCCUCUUAUUUGGUUUCAGAAAGAAAAGCUUUUGUUUUGUGUUCUCUUAAUGUGGUAGAGAAUGGAGUUGCCAAAGGGAAAUGCUGGAGUAUCAGGUGAUGAACAAGAACCAUCGAGUUCUCGCAGGGGCAAUAAGAAGUAUCAUCGCCAUACUUCUGAACAGAUACAGCGACUUGAAGAAUUAUUCAAGGAGUGCGCCCACCCCGAUGACAACCAGCGUCAACAGCUGAGCAGGGAGUUAGGGCUUGAGCCAAGACAGAUCAAGUUCUGGUUUCAAAAUAAACGAACACAGACAAAGGCUCAAAAUGAGAGAGCAGACAACACUGUUCUUCGCGUAAAUAAUGAAAGAAUUCAAUGUGAAAACUUUGCAUUCCGCGAGGCCCUAAAGAAUGUGAUUUGCCCAACUUGUGGUGGUCCACCGUUUGGUGAAGAAGAGAGGCAGCUUUGUUUACAGAAACUUCAGCUAGAGAAUGCUCAAUUGAGAGAAGAGCAUGAUAAGGUAGCCAGCCUUCUUUCCAAGUAUAUUGGGAAACCAAUAUCACAUAUUGAUUCGUUAGCGUCCGCUGCUGGAUCCUCAUUUGAUUUCUCAUCAGGAAGUUCCAUGAACCAAGGGAUGGGAAGCCCUCCCCUUAGUCUCAAUCCUACCAAUCCUGCAGUUGCUAAUAAUGCUGCAUUAGCUUAUCAAUUAAAAGAAAUCCCUGAAAUGGAAAAGACACACAUGGCAGAUACUGCUGCCAGUGCCAUAGAAGAACUGCUCAAAAGUUUUGAGAUCAAAGAGCCCUUGUGGAUCAAAUCGCCCGGUGACGGGAGAUAUCUCCUCAACCGUGACAGCUAUGAUAAGAUAUUUCCAAGGCCGAACCACUUCAAGAGCUCCAGUGCUCGUGUCGAGUCUUCAAAAGAUUCAGGAGUAGUGUCCAUUAGUGCAGAGCACUUGGUUGACAUUUUUUUAGACUCCAGUAAAUGGGAAGAUCUCUUCCCUACAAUUAUCACAAACGCUAAGACGAUUCAAGUACUUGAAAGUGGAAUGGUGGGAAACCAGAGUGGCCGCCUGCAGCUGAUGUAUGAACAAAUGCACAUUCUCUCACCAUUGGUGCUGUCGCGGGACUUCUACUUUCUUCGCCAUUGUCAGCAGAUUGAAAUAGGCACUUGGGUGAUUGUGGAUGUAUCGUAUGAUUUCCCCAAAGAGACUUCUGCAUGUCAAACUCGAUCAUGGAGACUUCCUUCCGGAUGCAUGAUUAAAGACAUGCAUAACGGAUGUUCGAAAGUGACCUGGAUCGAGCAUGUCGAAGUAGACGACAAGACACAAACCCAUCGGCUCUAUAGAGAUCUUAUCUGUAGCAAUGUUGCGUAUGGCGCUGAAAGAUGGAUUGUUACUCUUCAGAGGAUGUGUGAGAGAUUUGAUUACUCAAUGGACGAGGUUGCACCUAGUUGUGAGUUUGGAGGAGUGAUUACUACGCCCCAAGGGAGGAGGAGCACAAUGAAGCUUUCCCACAGGAUGGUCAAGAACUUCUGUGGAAUGUUGAGCAUGGCAGGUAAACUUGAUUUUCCUCAAUUAUCAGAAGUGCACAACAGCGGGGUUCGAGUCUCUGUUCGUAAAAACACAGAACCAGGACAGCCCAACGGCAUGGUUGUCAGUGUUGCUACUUCUCUUUGGCUUCCUCUGCCGUCUCAGAAUGUUUUCAACUUCUUCAGAGAUGAGGAAACAAGACUUCAGUGGGAUGUUCUCUGUAAUGGAAAUCCAGUGCACGAGGUGACUCGCAUUUCAACUGGAACUCAUCCCGGAAACUGUAUAUCCAUCAUUCGGCCUUUCAUCCCUACAGAGAAUAACAUGGUUAUGCUUCAAGAGAGCUACAUAGACUCUUUGGGGGCCUUGGUUAUAUAUGCUCCAGUUGACAUACCAGCUCUCAAUAUAGCAGUAUGUGGUGAGGAUUCUUCCAAGAUACCCAUACUUCCAUCGGGGUUCGUAAUCUCUGGCGAUGGCCAUCCCGAAACUGGGCCUGCUGCAAGCAAUGGCAGGUCAGGUGGUUCACUUCUUACAGUGGCUUUCCAGAUACUGGUUUCCAGCCCCACAUCUUCAAAGCAGCUCAACAUGGAGUCAGUGGCAACUGUCAAUACUCUUAUCAGUUCCACCGUUCAAAAAAUCAAGGCUGCUCUCAACUGCUCCGGCUUGGAUUAACCUAUUAGUUGGCUACCUGUGGCUGCUAUGCUAAAGAAUAAAACUAGUCCGUAGGAUUAGGCUGAGAAGUUUUUCUUUGUGACAGACAGCAGCAAUGUUAGGCUGUUCUUAGACUCAUUUUAAAAUUUCAUUUUGGAUAAUUGGGUAUUUUUAAGAGGACAUAUUUGUUUUUCAUCCAUGUAAUGACAUG